CGUCAUAUUACGUAUGACUAAAGUCCGCGAGGAGCUCGGUCAGGUCCGCACAGUCCAAGUUCGGAGGCUGAGAUCACAUUUCGGGUUGUAUUUGUCGUGCUGCAACGUCUGUCAUGCUCCGCACCGUGCUGUCCCGGGCCAUUACCAAACUAAACCGACCGCUGGUGUGUCACUACUCUGCGGCCGCCAUCCCUGCACCCAGCACCCAGCCUGAGGUCCACUACAACAAGCUGUUUAUCAACAACCAGUGGCAGGAUGCAGUGAGUGGGAAAACCUUCCCUACCAUCAACCCUGCAACCAGUGAAGUCAUCUGUCAAGUUGCAGAAGCUGAUGUGGCAGAUGUAGACAAGGCGGUGAAAGCAGCAUGUGAUGCCUUUAGGUUGGGGUCACCGUGGCGACGGAUGGACGCCUCUCACCGUGGCCUGCUUCUUAACCGAUUGGCUGAUGCCAUAGAGAGGGAUGCUGCCUACCUUGCUGAGCUGGAGACCCUUGACAAUGGGAAGCCAUAUGCUGUUUCCUACACCGUGGAUCUGCCUAAUGUGGUGAAAUGUCUCAGGUACUAUGCAGGCUGGGCUGACAAAUGGGAGGGAAAGACCAUCCCUAUUGAUGGAGAUUAUUUCUGCUACACCAGACAUGAACCCAUCGGAGUCUGUGGACAGAUCAUACCGUGGAACUUCCCUCUGUUGAUGCAGGCCUGGAAGCUCGGCCCUGCCCUUGCAACUGGUAACACUGUGGUGAUGAAAGUUGCAGAGCAGACACCACUUACAGCUCUCUAUGUAGCCAGUCUGAUUAAAGAGGUGGGUUUUCCUGAAGGUGUUGUGAAUAUCUUGCCUGGCUUCGGACCAUCAGCUGGCUCUGCCAUUGCAAAGCACAUGGAUAUUGACAAGGUGGCCUUCACUGGGUCAACAGAGGUGGGUCAUCUAAUCCAGCAGGCUUCAGGCAGCAGUAACCUGAAAAAAGUCACUCUGGAGCUGGGAGGAAAGAGUCCUAAUAUCAUCCUAUCUGACGCCAACAUGGAAGAUGCAGUGGAGCAGUCCCACUUUGCUCUUUUUUUCAACCAAGGCCAGUGUUGCUGUGCUGGCUCUAGAACUUACGUCCAGGCAGACAUCUAUGAUGAGUUUGUGGAGAGGAGUGUUGAGCGAGCUAAGAAACGAGUGGUGGGAAAUCCUUUUGACUUAAAGACCGAGCAGGGUCCUCAGGUAGAUCAGGAGCAGUUUAACAAGAUUCUUGGCUACAUCAGCAGUGGGAAGAGAGAGGGAGCCAAGCUGAUGUGUGGAGGAGGAGUGGCUGCUGACAGAGGAUACUUCAUCCAGCCUACUGUGUUUGGAGAUGUCCAGGACAACAUGACCAUUGCCAGGGAGGAGAUCUUUGGUCCAGUGAUGCAGAUCCUGAAGUUUAAAACACUGGAGGAGGUGGUGAACAGAGCCAAUGAUACCAAAUAUGGUCUAGCAGCCGCUGUGUUUACUAAGGACAUCGAUAAGGCCAGCUAUGUCUCCAACGGGCUCCGUGCUGGCACAGUCUGGAUCAACUGUUAUGAUGUGUUUGGGGCUCAGGCUCCGUUUGGAGGUUACAAGGCUUCUGGUAAUGGCAGAGAGCUUGGAGAGUAUGGCCUGGACAACUACACCGAAGUCAAGACGGUGACCAUGAAGGUGCCACAGAAGAACUCUUAGACAUGUGCAGUGAGCCCAGUUAGCAGCUAAUUCAUGUCUCCUCCUAGCUGCUCUCUGGUUGACAGCAGACUGACACACUGCUCCUGUGCACCGCUACAAAAGUAAUUCUACUGCUGUCUGUCAAUCAUGCACAGAACAAACCCAUUGUAGGAAGAAAUCCCAUUCAUAUGAGCUCUUUCUGCUGUAAAAAAAAUCAACCCACUGUCCAUCAAUAAUGACACUCUUUUCCACCUGAUUCAAUGUAAUCAUAAACGAAUCCAGACAUUAUCCGUGUUUGUAACCUGUGGGCUUUGACAUUUAUAGAUUUUAAUAAUAAAUGCAUGUGAGGGA
Molecule: messenger RNA, 2000 nt
Organism: Epinephelus fuscoguttatus (brown-marbled grouper)
Lineage: Eukaryota; Metazoa; Chordata; Actinopteri; Perciformes; Serranidae
Product: aldehyde dehydrogenase, mitochondrial-like
Exons: 13
Coding region: 114-1670 (518 amino acids)
Molecular function (GO): aldehyde dehydrogenase (NAD+) activity
Source: RefSeq, a predicted model, not a curated record